Maudiozyma barnettii is the source of this 1734-nucleotide messenger RNA. RefSeq names its product RNA-dependent ATPase ROK1 (gene ROK1). The record is from RefSeq and is a predicted model, not a curated record. The transcript has a single exon. Bases 1 to 1734 code for a protein of 577 amino acids. Gene Ontology annotation, biological process: maturation of SSU-rRNA. Lineage: Eukaryota; Fungi; Ascomycota; Saccharomycetes; Saccharomycetales; Saccharomycetaceae. Gene Ontology annotation, molecular function: ATP binding; RNA helicase activity; nucleic acid binding.
AUGGACAUUUUUAGAGUACUAACUAGAGGUGCAGCUAUCAACAAAAAUGUUGCUGGUGUCAGCAAAGGUAACUCCGUAGAUUACAGUAAAGUGGAUGAAACUAAGAUUGAAUCUAGUGAAAGACAGGAGCAUCGGAUGACUAAAGAACUGGACUUUUUUCGUAAUAAAAAAAUUAUCCAUAAAGUCAACGAUUUAAAGAAAAAAGACUCCGAUAAUGUCAAUGAUAAUUCCGAUGAUGAAAAAAACAAAGAUAAAAAUGAGGAUGAUGAUGUUACUGAAGAUAAUGAUAUUGGACCAAAAAUUACCACCAAGAAAGAGGCUGUAACUUUACGUAAAUCAUACAAGGGUAAUAUAACAGGUGAAGACAUUCCAUUACCAAUUGGAUCGUUCGAAGAUUUAAUUACAAGAUUCUCGUUUGAUAAGAGAUUACUAAAUAAUUUGAUUGAAAACCAAUUUACGGAACCUACGCCAAUUCAAUGUGAGGGUAUUCCUAUGACUUUGAAGAAUAGAGACAUCUUAGCAUGUGCACCAACUGGUUCUGGUAAGACGUUGGCUUUCCUAAUCCCUCUAUUACAACAGAUCAUUAAUGAUAAAGAAACAAUCGGAUUAAAGGGGUUGAUAAUAUCACCUACUAAGGAACUAGCCAAUCAGAUAUUUAUUGAAUCUAUCAAGCUAGCUAGUAGAAUAUAUUUGGAUAAAAAGAGACCAUUACAAAUUGCAUUACUUUCUAAAUCCUUAAGUAUGAAGUUAAAGAAUAAAAUCAUCAGCGACAAGAAAUAUGAUCUUAUCAUUUCCACACCAUUAAGAUUAAUUGAUGUAAUGAAAUCAGAAUCUCUAGAUUUAUCUAACUUAAAGAAUAUAAUCUUUGAUGAGGCUGAUAAAUUAUUUGACAAGACUUUUGUAGAACAAUCCGAUGCAAUUUUAGGCCUUUGUAACACUAAGAAUCUACGUAAAUCUAUGUUUUCUGCCACAAUUCCUUCGAGUGUCGAAGAGAUUGCCAAUAGCAUCAUGUUGGAUCCGAUUAGAAUCAUCAUUGGUCAUAAAGAAGCUGCCAACUCCAAUAUUGAACAAAAACUGGUCUAUUGUGGUAAUGAAGAAGGUAAAUUGAUUGCAAUCAGACAACUCGUACAGGAAGGAGAAUUCAAGCCUCCUAUAAUAAUCUUCUUAGAAUCGAUUACAAGAGCCAAAGCUUUAUAUCAUGAAUUGAUGUAUGAUAAAAUGAAUGUUGAUGUUAUUCAUGCUGAAAGAACGCCUACACAGAGAGAAAAGAUUAUUGAAAGAUUCAAGUCUGGUGAAUUGUGGUGUUUGAUCUGUACAGAUGUGUUAGCCCGUGGUAUUGAUUUCAAAGGUGUUAAUUUAGUCAUCAAUUAUGAUGUUCCUCGAACUGCACAAGCAUAUGUUCAUAGAAUUGGUAGAACUGGUAGAGGUGGUCGUUCUGGUAAGGCUAUUACUCUUUAUACCAAACUAGACUCUAUUGCUAUUAAACCUAUAAUUAACGUUAUGAAGCAAAGUGGUUGUGAAGUAUCUGAGUGGAUGGACAAAAUAUCAAAGUUGACAAAGAAGGAGAAACAACAAUUGAAGAGGGGUAAAGGUAAAGAUGAAAGAAAGCAAAUCAGUACAGUUCCUAGAGUAGACCGUUUGAAGAGAGCACGUAAACAAGAAAUGAUCGAAGGAUCUAAGAGAAGAAUGUAUAAAGAGGCUCACAAAGAAACUGAAGUUUCAGAACAGGACUAA